UGAACGUCAGAUGUAUUCCGGGAAGUGGAAAAUAAAGGCCGAGCUGAGCAUGGAAACGUUCUUGAGCUGAGAUUGAAUAGUCGCCAGCCGCUCCCUAGUUUCCUUUGCUUUGUGCUUUGUUCACGCUGCAAUUUCAAUGCUGUGAGCAACGAAAUUCUUAGGCUAGGCAUUUUCUGUCAGCAGGUUAUUCAAUUUCCGAUAACGGAGAGUAAUCCAAUCCCAAUCAGAGUUUGAACCGGCUCAAAGGUCGGCGGGAUAAGUUCGUUGAGAAACGAGGAUAAUGGAUUUAAAGGAAGGAGGAAGGGUCCUAGCGUCCCAUAUCAAUAUGCUGUUCGGCAAUAAGGAGCCCUGGCAGAUCGCAGCCAUCACAACUUCAACCAUUCUCAGCCUGUUCUGGCUGUGGGACCUAAUCAACCAAGAUGAGGAUCUUUACAUCAGAGCAAAGAAGAAAUUCUUCAAACUUUCCCGAAAGAUUCCCUACGUCCAGAAAAAGAUCGACGAAGAAAUAGGCAAGAUCGCGAAAGGUUUCGAGGAAGAUAUCCAAAAGAGCAACGAAGGACUCGAUUAUUAUCUCGACCUCCCACCCAAAGGUCUUACCAGAGGCGAAGUAAUGGACGUCUUCGAAAAAUAUUCAAAUCUGGGCCAUUACAAUUGGAAAAGCGGAAAGGUUUCGGGAGCAGUUUACGAUUUCGACGAGAACAUAGUCAACUUGGUAACCGAGGUCUACGGCAAGGCUUCGUACACAAACCCGCUGCACGCUGACGUUUUCCCUGGGAUUUGUAAAAUGGAAGCGGAAGUAGUGCGCAUGGCGUGCAACCUAUUUCAAGGUGGACCGGAAAGUUGUGGAGCUAUGACCACUGGAGGGACUGAGUCGAUUAUUAUGGCUGUGAAGGCUUUCCGCGAUUAUGCUCGUGAUGUGAAAGGAAUUACAAGGCCGAACAUUGUGGCGCCAGUGACGGCUCACGUCGCUUUUAAUAAGGCCGGCCUUUACUUUGGCGCCCACGUCCACUCGGUCAAACUGAAUCCAGAGACGUACACUGUCGAUAUUAAGGCAAUGGAACGAGCUAUCAACAGGAACACAAUCAUGUUAGUUGGAUCUGCACCCAAUUUCCCAUACGGAACCGUAGAUGAUAUUGAAGCAAUCGCCAAACUCGGAAAGAAAUACAACAUUCCUGUACACGUCGACGCCUGUCUAGGAGGUUUCCUAGUUGUGUUCAUGAAACGGGCUGGUUACACCUUGCGACCGUUUGAUUUUAGCGUUGAUGGUGUCACAAGCAUUUCAGCGGAUCCUCAUAAGUACGGAUAUACUCCAAAGGGGGCAUCCCUCGUUCUUUAUUCCGACAAGAAAUACCGUCGCUACCAAUACACCGUGACAACUGAUUGGCCAGGUGGUGUUUACGGAUCUCCUUCAGUGAAUGGAUCCAGAGCCGGAGGAAUUAUUGCUGCUUGUUGGGCCACCUUGUUGUCGUUUGGAUUAGAAGGUUAUGUGGAGGCUACCAAGAACAUAGUUGAUACCACGAAAUAUAUUGAGCAAGGAUUGCGAAAGAUCGAUAAUAUCUUUAUAUAUGGAACACCAGCGGUAAGCGUGGUUGGAAUUGGUUCGAAAAAAUUCGACAUUUACCGAUUGUCGCAAUUACUAGCAGAGCGGGGAUGGCAUUUGAAUGCCCUGCAGUUUCCUCCAGGAAUUCAUAUAUGUGUUACACGAUUACAUACUCAUGCUGGCGUGGCAGAUCGUUUUGUGAAUGAUGUUCGCGAAUGUGUUGCAGAAGUAAUGAAAGCUCCCACCGCACCUGCCGAGGGAAAGAUGGCAAUUUACGGCGUAGCACAGAGCGUCCCUGAUCGAUCAUUAGUCGAUGAGUUUACGAGGUUGUAUAUUGACUCGACGUACUACACUCCACCAGCGAAAUAAUUCCACUGCAUUGUUCCGCUCGUUUUUGUUACUGUUCAUAUUUGUAUAUGUGAUUUGUUGCUAAUAAUAUACAUACAUUGCAUUUCUGUGACUACCAUCAAAGUGAUCAUAAUGUUUCGUUAAUAAUCUUUCUAGAGAAACUACAUUCUGUUUUGUAUUCGAAAAUACAGUAAUUGAGUCUAUAAGAA
This is a messenger RNA of Hermetia illucens (black soldier fly), 2097 nucleotides long. RefSeq names its product sphingosine-1-phosphate lyase (gene Sply). Gene Ontology annotation, biological process: sphingolipid catabolic process; carboxylic acid metabolic process. Bases 281 to 1909 code for a protein of 542 amino acids. Gene Ontology annotation, molecular function: pyridoxal phosphate binding; sphinganine-1-phosphate aldolase activity. The record is from RefSeq and is a predicted model, not a curated record. The transcript is spliced from 9 exons. Gene Ontology annotation, cellular component: endoplasmic reticulum. NCBI's taxonomy places the organism in Eukaryota, Metazoa, Arthropoda, Insecta, Diptera, Stratiomyidae.